Messenger RNA from Kluyveromyces lactis, 1482 nucleotides. RefSeq names its product Bsc6p (gene BSC6). The transcript has a single exon. Gene Ontology annotation, molecular function: transmembrane transporter activity. Bases 1 to 1482 code for a protein of 493 amino acids. The record is from RefSeq and is a predicted model, not a curated record. NCBI's taxonomy places the organism in Eukaryota, Fungi, Ascomycota, Saccharomycetes, Saccharomycetales, Saccharomycetaceae. Gene Ontology annotation, biological process: transmembrane transport. Gene Ontology annotation, cellular component: membrane.
AUGAAGGGCGAAGAUGAUUAUGCCCAAACGACAAGAAAAUCUGUCCAGGUGGAAGAUUUUGAGUUAAAUGACUUCGAUGAUAGCACAGCAUUCCCUUUGAUCAACUCAACUUUACCGAAAGGUGGCGAUGAUAUCCAUACAGAGCAAGCUUUUGAAAUUGAUGAAUCCGGUAGUGAGUUGCUGCGCAAGACAUGGUACGAAGGCGAAGAAGUUGUGCUAUAUCCUGCCAAUUAUGAAAAGGUGUCAGUCGUCCGCCUACAAAUCGCGACAUGUUUGGUAUUAUUCGUGAUGUUUGGUAUGACGGAUCAAGUGAAUGGAUCUUUGAUGCCUGUUAUUACUAAGUAUUACAAUGUCACCGAGCUUCAAAUGUCGAUAGUGUUUUUCCUUCAAUUGAUGGGCUAUGUGUCGGCAUCGGUCUUAAAUGAUAUUUUGCAUAAAAAAUGGGGGUCUCGAGGCGUAAUGACAGCAUCAUGUAUACUUGCUGCAUUUACCUACUUGGUUCUUGCCCUAAAACCAUAUUCGCUCUAUCUUUAUGCGAUAUGCUUCUUUCCGCUAGGUAUGUGUGUUGGGUUUGUUGACUCUACAGGUAAUUUCUACUUUGGUAAUUUAGAGACUAGAAAGAAUGAAUGGAUGGGUUUGCUUCAUGGAAUAUACGGGUUGGCCGCUGGUGUAACCCCACCAUUAGUUACAACCUUCGAUCAUUAUUUGGAUUGGUCUUAUAUCUUUUGGGUCCCUUUGGUGUUUGCUCUUGUGGGGUUGGCACUCUGCAUGGGGGCCUUUAAAUACGAAACUGCUACCAAAUACAGAUACAUCUGUGUAGGAGUCCCCGAUGAAUCAGGUGGUAUUGAAAAUGAGGAAGAGAUAAAAUGGUACCAGUUAUCGAAGUAUCCUCCGAUGAUUUUCUUGUAUGCAUUUUUCUUAUUCUUGUACUUAGGUACAGAAAUUGGUGUUGGGACAUGGCUAUUCACAUAUUUGUUGAAUUAUAAGAAAGGUGAGAAGUUCCUUAUGUCAUUUGUUACUGCGUCAUUCUGGUCUGGGAUCACUAUCGGUAGAUUAGGUCUUGGUUUUGUUACAAAAAGGUUCAAAAAUGAAUACAGGUCAAGCGUUUGGUACGGUUUGACUUGUUCAUUGUUUUUUUUCCUAUUCGUUAUCAUCAAUCUAAUCAAUUCCACAUCGACAUUCUAUUUCUUUGUUUUAUCGUUGAUGAUCUUUGGCGCUGGUAUCUUCAUAGGUCCCUUGUUCCCUAACGCAAGUGUUGUUGCAAUCCAAAUCCUACCGAAACAUCAACAAGUUAGUGGUAUUGGUACAGCAAUCGCUUUCGGAGGGUGUGGUGGUGCAUUAAUAACAUACUCUUUUGGGUUUGCAAACAAGAUUUUUGGGUUCCAAUACUAUCCAUUUCUAUGCUUCCUUGGUUCUUUGGCAUUCAACAUAGUUUGGAUGCUCUACCCGAAAAUUAUCAAAGGACAUAGAGAGUACUUAUAA